This is a messenger RNA of Telopea speciosissima, 655 nucleotides long. Its product is annotated as putative protein TPRXL. Lineage: Eukaryota; Viridiplantae; Streptophyta; Magnoliopsida; Proteales; Proteaceae. Bases 1 to 633 code for a protein of 210 amino acids. The record is from RefSeq and is a predicted model, not a curated record. The transcript has a single exon.
AUGUUGUCUUCAAAUUCGAGAACCAGAUCCAGUGGACCAGUCUUGUCGUACGGAUUUCAGAAAUCGAACUCUCCGUCUGAAAGAUUUCGCUCUUCAUCGUCGUCGUCGACCGCUUUCGCGUCUGCAAGUACGAGUUUCUCUCCUCGAUCUACUGGUUUCUUCAAUAGAUCAACUUCUCCAACUCGCGCCAAUCUCUGUGGUUCCGUUCCGUCUUCUCCCUCCGUUCGGUUUUCAAUCGAUCGAUCUCUCUCUCCUAGCAGGUCGAUUGCCGUUUCGCCUCGUGAUCAUGUCGUAAGAAAGCAGAGUAAUCCUCCUUCAGCUCCAUCAUCAUCGUCGAGGAGGACGUGUAUGUGUUCGCCGACAAAUCAUCCUGGUUCGUUUCGUUGCAGUCUCCACAAAGGUGUCGAUAAUCACCAUCAUCAGGCGGGAUCGUAUCCGUCGUCUCAUCGAUUGAACGCUCGGAGAUCGGCGAUGACAAAUUCUCUUGUUCGGAUUGGUACUGUUGAGGGAGAAUUGGUUAAGAGAGCUUUGGCAGCUUUGAUCAGACCUUCUUCUCAUCAGCAGAAGAGAAGAGCGUCUUUCCAGCCAAGGCCUAGCCGGUUUUCUGUAAUGUCAAAAGCUGAAGACUUGUGAUCAAUCGAGCAGGUUCGUUCAA